This is a messenger RNA of Rhodotorula graminis WP1, 2274 nucleotides long. RefSeq lists its product as uncharacterized. Gene Ontology annotation, molecular function: protein binding. The transcript is spliced from 10 exons. Gene Ontology annotation, biological process: receptor-mediated virion attachment to host cell. Lineage: Eukaryota; Fungi; Basidiomycota; Microbotryomycetes; Sporidiobolales; Sporidiobolaceae. The coding region runs from base 1 to 2274 and encodes 757 amino acids. The record is from RefSeq and is a predicted model, not a curated record. Gene Ontology annotation, cellular component: cell outer membrane.
AUGUCCUUUGAAGCUCUCUCAGCGGUUGGGGCUUGUGUCCAGAUCGUCAAGACGCUCUACGAGUACCACGCAGUUCACUCGCGAAACAAGGCCCUGCUCGACAUCCUCGAAGGCUUCUCGCAGAACCUCGAGAUCUCGCUGGAGCGCCUGCAGGCCCGUGAAGAGAUCCUCGGACUCGGCAAGAACGAUGCGCUCGAGAGCAUCGAACGCGAUUUUACCGCCGCCAAGAGCUGGCUCAUCACGAACGACAAGCGCCUGAGAUCAAUAUGGACAGCUCUACAAGCCUCGGACAAGCUCGCCGACCUUGACGCUCGCCUCACCAAAGCUUUCGCGUCCAAGAUGGCGGUCGCCAUCUUCUCGGCGCUGCAAGAUACUCGAGCCGGCGUCGUCAAGCUUCAAACCACGCUCGAGGGCCUCCCGACCAACCUCGAGACGGUCUGUCGCACGAGCACCAAGGAGGCGAUCCACGAGGCCAUCACCGAGCUCAAGAAGGAGGCGUACGAGGCCGUCGGCGGCAGCGAGCGCGGGCCGAGGAGGGGCUUCAAGAACGGCGAGGCCGAGAAGAUCAUCUCGGCGCUCGUCGACCAGCUCGCCGCUCAAGAGCGCAUCAAGGAGGAGGAGGAGGAGCUCGCCUCGCCUGUCGACGGUCCGCCACCUGUCCAACCCGCCCGGUCCACCUCCGUCCCUCCUGUUCCCUAUGGCCCGACCGCGUCCUCCUCGUCCACCUCCCGCCGCGUCUCGUCAUACGCGCCGAGCGUCGCGACCACUGCGGCCGAUGAUCCUUUCGCGCCGGCCACGUCGCGCGCGAGCUCGCUCUUCAGCCGGCGUCGGUCGACGACGACCUUGGCGACGAGCGUCGCGCACUCGGACGGCGAGACGCUCGCGCCGCCGAGCAUGAGCGCCGACGACGCGAGCAUGCGUACGAGCAAGAACAAGGCCAAGAGCAAGAAGGACCGCCUGCCGCCGGGCGCCAUCGUGUUCCACCCGCGCGACCCGUUCACAGACACCGAGCUCGUCGACCCUGUACUCGCCAACGACGGCCUCAUCCACGACCGGUGGUCGCUCGUCGCCGGCACGGGCACUCACAAGAACCUGCGCGACCCGGGCGAGCCGCUCGUCAUCGUCGGCGACGUCGUCCAGCUGCGCGAGGCCCUGUUCAAGUCGUUCCCCGAGCGGCGCGCCGAGUGGCAAGAGCGGCGCCAGGCGUACCGUCGCGAUACGCUCGACCUGUACGAAUCGAGCAACUACGCCCAACUGCCCGACCUCGUCGACCGCCUGUCGCACGUCCUCCUGUUCGAGCCAACGUCCGUCUCGCUGCGGGUCCGGCGAGGGCUGUGCUUCUACCGCCUGCGGCUCCUCGACAAGGCGCUCGAGGACCUCGACGUCGCCGUCGACCUGAGCAGGCGAGGCGUCGACGGAGAGCGCGACGUGCACGAGCCGGACGUCGAUGCCCUGAGGGCCCGUGCGCUCGUUCUCGAGGAGAUGCACGACAAUACGGCCGCGCUUCGCGAUGUCGACCUCGUUCUCGCCUCGACCCCGCACGACGUCCUCGCCCUCUCGCUGCGCGCCUCGCUCCAUGGCGUGUCGGGCGACGCCAAGGCCGCACAAGCCGACCUCGCGGCGACCAACGCGGCGGUGCGCAACGGCAAGGCGUACCGCAGCCGGCUCGGCGACGCCGACUGCGACCUCGAGUACCUCGCCAGGGGUUGGGCCUACUGCCACGUGGGCGACUUUUCGUCGGCGUUCGCCGACUUUGGCUUCUCGGCAGGCCUGAAAGAUCCGCCCGAGCCGUACACGCUCGCCUGUCGUGCCCUCGCCAAGAUUAAGGACGAGGAGACGAGCGGGUCGCUCUCGUCCGAGACGCUCUCGACGUGUCUCGCCGAGCUCGACGACGCGAUCGACCUGUUGCGCAAGGUGGGCAUCAAGGAGGACAAGCUCGACGAGUGCUUUGGCAGGAGGACGAGCGGUGCGCCGGUCCUGCGGCUCGGCGAGGACGGCCUGCCGGUCUCGGCGUACCCGCUUCUCUUCCUGCGAGCCUCGGCUCGGACGGCUCAGGGCGACCUCGGCCUCGCGCUGCACGACUUCGAGACGGCCUUCCGCCUUCGCGGUGGCGGCGUCAGGGACGUCGCGACGGUCCGAGCGGCGCUCGCCGAGCUGCGGGCCGCGUGCGGCGACCUCGACGGGGCGCAGCGCGACUUUGACCGGGCGCUCGCCGUGUGCGAGCCUGGGCAGCGGUUCGCGAUCGUGCAGGCUCGCGACGAGCUCUCGGCGUAG